This is a messenger RNA of Astyanax mexicanus (Mexican tetra), 1733 nucleotides long. RefSeq names its product paired box 1b (gene pax1b). Bases 166 to 1236 code for a protein of 356 amino acids. Gene Ontology annotation, molecular function: RNA polymerase II cis-regulatory region sequence-specific DNA binding; DNA-binding transcription factor activity, RNA polymerase II-specific. Gene Ontology annotation, biological process: anatomical structure development; regulation of transcription by RNA polymerase II. The record is from RefSeq and is a predicted model, not a curated record. NCBI's taxonomy places the organism in Eukaryota, Metazoa, Chordata, Actinopteri, Characiformes, Acestrorhamphidae. The transcript has 5 exons.
UCUGUGGACAGAUCAGUGCAGUCCUUCUGCGUCCUGAAUCGAAUUUCAGUAAGGCCUUUGGAGGAAGAAGAGGGAGGCCCUAACCGGGAAACGGCUUUUCCAAUGUACAGGAAGAACAGUUGGGCUCACCGGGGCUUUUACAAGAGCAACAAAUAAAGCCUGCAAAUGGAGCAGCCUUACGGUGAGGUAAACCAGCUUGGCGGCGUGUUCGUCAACGGGCGCCCGCUGCCCAACGCAGUGCGAAUCCGCAUCGUGGAGUUAGCGCAGUUGGGCAUCCGACCGUGCGACAUCAGCCGCCAGCUGCGCGUCUCUCAUGGAUGCGUGAGCAAGAUUUUGGCCCGCUACAACGAGACGGGCUCCAUUUUGCCCGGUGCUAUUGGGGGCAGCAAGCCACGAGUCACCACCCCCAACGUGGUCAAGAGCAUACGGGACUACAAGCAGUCAGAUCCAGGGAUUUUCGCCUGGGAAAUAAGGGACAGACUCUUGGCCGACGCAGUUUGUGACAAAUACAACGUCCCGUCAGUCAGCUCCAUCAGCAGGAUCUUGAGGAAUAAGAUUGGAAACCUGUCUCAGCAGGGACAGUACGAGAGCGGUAAACCUUCUCCCCCACAACUGUCCUACAGCCCCGUGUACCCGUACUCCUACCCCAACGCCGGAUCGCCCAGCAGCGCCAAGCUGGGCAGCCCUCCCGGUAUGGCUGUGACGGCGGGUCACAUGGGACUGUCCAGGGCCUGGCCUUCCGUGCAUACAGUCAGCAAUAUUUUAGGAAUACGAGCCUUCAUGGAGCCAUCAGCGAUCGCCGGUCCUGAGGGCUAUCAACCGAAAAUGGAGGAGUGGGCGAGUGUCAACAGAACACCAUUUCCCUCCAGUCAUGGUCUCAAUGGCAUUGAAAAAUCAACCCUAGAAACGGAUAUUAAAUACAACCAGUCUUCAGCUAAUCUUGCCGGAUAUGUUCCCGCGUGUGCCUACUCAGCCAGCCAAUACGGUGUCAGCGCAUGUAGUGGAGCUUCCGGUACCUAUGCCCCUCAUUGGCAGUCUCAAGCCUCAGGGGGUCUGAGCCACGCGGGCGGCGGGGCAAUGGGCCAGCACGGCCACAGCCUCCACAGCGCUAUGGCCUUUAAACGACCAACGCACGUUGGGGAAAGGAAGCUCUCUAGUCUGAGUCCAGUGGGCAAGCAACAGCACGAGGUUUUGAGCGGACCCCCAGGUCUACCCGGAGCUCCCUCCUCCUCCUAACCCCUCCACAGUCAAUUGCACUCACAUAUUCGGGAGGGGAAGCUUAAGGGCGGCAGCAGUAAGUUAUUACGGUCAUAUCAGCGGUCUGAAAUAGGCACGCGCAGACAAUUAAGAGAAAUUAAUUUAACUUUGAAAGCUGGAACUGUGGGAGUUUAUGACCACAGGUGAUUUCUGCAAUAUUUGCAGUCCAUUAGUUUUUUGUAACGUUUCCUGUCUUUUUCCGUCGCUUUUUUCUUUCAGUUGUUUGUAAAACAUGUUUCUUUUAAAUAAUGCAUAAGACCGCAACAACAAUUGUUACUGUGAAAAGUAAACAAAAUGCAACCUUGGACUUGAUUACAUCUUGAUUACAUAAAUUAAAACUUAAUUUGCUUUAAAAAUGUAAGCCUGAUAAACUACAGGCAUUUCUGGAACGUAUUAAUAAAGGAGGAACGUUGCAAAAAACGUUAUAUUUUUAUAAAUCCAACUGUGUCUAAUAAACGCAUGUUUUAAGAAACCUA